AUGCAGAGUCCUCGGGAGCCCAAGAUCCCCCCCGGAGGUACCAAAGGCCGGGAGCAGAUCGAAGCUCGUGAAGAUAACUUCAACCUGGUAAUUCCGGGUGCAUUCCCGUCCUCGCCACCUCUGUCACCCCGCCUUGCGCCGCUCGAGCGCGAUGAGUCCGUUCCCGUGUCUGCGUUCCAGCAAAUGGACAUUGACAUCGCUGAGAGCCCCGAACUUCCGACAGAACUUGGCUCGCAUUUACAUCCUAGGAGACCGGCGAAGUUUGUGUCCGCGUCAGCUUCAGCCCCUCGACGCACAAGACGCCCGUCCACCCCUCGAACACCUAUCCGGCGACCCGCUGCGCAAGAUGACAUGGCCAUCGACGAUCCGUGGAACCGCCAGGCUUCGCUAUUUGAACGAUUACCAUUCGGACGGCCGGUAUCCGCUGUACAACUUUUUUCACCAAAGCCAAGGCCAAUUCCCGCUAACCGUAUCGCUUCUAUCUACGCGACAGAAUGGGAAAAACGAGCAAGGGAAAGCGCAGCUCUGGAAGGCGAGCCUGGUCGCACUGUCAGAAUCGUUCCGCAGGGCCCUGCCGUGCGGGAGCUGUCCUGGGAUUGGAUGAACCAGAUCAAAAGAGCUAUGAAAGCUCCCCAAAGCAUGCCAGUCGCGAAGUCAAUCUCUGGAGAUGCAUUAUACCAAAGAGACAUUGCCACCUGCAUCAACCAUCAAGCUUGGCUCAAUGAUGAGAUCAUCAAUUCCUACCUCGGUAUCCUCAUCCACUAUUUACGCGAAUCUACCGGCAAUUUGAACGAUAAGCCCCUCUUUCACGCUUUCAACACAUUUUUCUUCUCAACUCUACGAGACAAAGGCUACCAAGGCGUGCGCCGGUGGGCUAGUCGGGCAAAGAUAGGCGGUGAAGGGUUGCUGGAUGUCGACACUGUCUUCAUUCCCGUGCACGGGGGAGCCCACUGGACUCUGAUGGUCGUGCGACCCAUGGAACGAACAAUAGAGUACCUUGACUCCAUGGGCUCACGCGGUGCCAAUCAAGUGAAAAAGGUCAAAGAAUGGCUGCGCGGCGAGCUAGGAAUGAAAUACGACGAAGACGAGUGGACAGUGCUGAAAUCAAACUCGUCUAUGCAGGAUAAUGGCAGCGACUGUGGCGUGUUCCUUCUCACAAACGCCAAGGCCAUUGCACUGGGUGUAGAGCCCACUGCUUUUGGUGCCUCGGAUACAAUUCUUCUGCGCAGAAAGAUUGUCGCAGAGAUUAUGAAUGGCGGGCUCAAUGGAGAAUUCAGUCCCAUUAACAAGGAGGGUCUUUUGCAGCUCUGA
This is a messenger RNA of Penicillium atrosanguineum, 1311 nucleotides long. Its product is annotated as SUMO protease ULP1. The transcript is spliced from 2 exons. Gene Ontology annotation, molecular function: deSUMOylase activity. Gene Ontology annotation, cellular component: nucleus. Bases 1 to 1311 code for a protein of 436 amino acids. Gene Ontology annotation, biological process: protein desumoylation. Lineage: Eukaryota; Fungi; Ascomycota; Eurotiomycetes; Eurotiales; Aspergillaceae. The record is from RefSeq and is a predicted model, not a curated record.